CGAAAAGCUUUGUUUCUCCCAUCACUAACCGAGGACACUGACUAAAACCUCCUAAAAUGUCCAAGAAAGUAGCUGUAGUAACAGGGGCAAACAAAGGCAUCGGUUUGGCCAUUGUGAAAGGGCUUUGUAAAGCAGGCUUUACGGGCGAUAUUCUCCUCACUGCCCGCAAUGAGAAACUGGGACAAGAGGCUGUUUCUGCACUGCAGUCCGAAGGGUGCAAACACGUUAUUUUCCAUCAACUUGAUAUCUGUGACCAGGGAAGCAGUUUAAAACUCCGCAAAUUUCUGGAGGAGACCUACGGCGGCCUGGAUGUUCUUGUCAACAACGCGGGGAUGGCUUUCAAGAAUUCAGCAACAGAGCCCUUUGGAGAACAGGCUGAGGUGACCAUGCGCACAAACUUCUGGGGAACCCUAUGGGUGUGCCAUGCUCUUCUGCCAAUCCUCCGACCCAAUGCUCGAGUGGCCAACGUGUCCAGCUUUGUUAGCAAGAGGUCUCUUGAUCAGUGCAGCCCUGAACUGCAGGCAAAAUUCAGAAAUCCAGAGAUUUCCGAGGAGGAGUUGUGUCUGUUGAUGGGGGAGUUUGUUUGUGCUGCACAGAAAGGAGAUCAUACAGCUCAGGGCUGGCCAAACACUGCCUAUGGUACAACCAAGCUUGGUGUGACUGUGCUCUCAAGGAUCCAGGCCCGAGUUCUUACUGAGACAAGGCCAGGAGACGGUAUCCUCCUGAAUGCCUGCUGUCCGGGAUGGGUGCAGACAGACAUGGCUGGACCAAACGCUACCAAGACCCCAGAGGAGGGAGCAGAGACUCCUGUCUAUCUGGCCAUGCUGCCCGCUGGGGCCAAGGAGCCACAUGGACAGUUAGUGUGGGACAAAACUGUACAGAAAUGGUAACAUGAAGAACCAAAUUAUCGGUUAAUUCCUUCUGAAAACAUCAUGACUCCAUUUAUUGUUGUAUAAGUAUUUGAUUUAUAAGAACACUGAAUAAAACUCUGUAACCUCUGCCAUACUCAUAUCUCUUUAUCAAUAAUUAUGCAGUUUAUUAUAUGGAAAUGUAGGUCUUGAAUGAGUAUGGACUUGUUUAAGCCCCCAUUAUCUCACUUGAAGCUAAUAAAAAGAUAAUGGCUUGUAAUCUUUGGUCUGUUGCCUUUAAAGAACUGAAGAGAACUAAACCUGAUUUACAAAUUUUUUCUAGAUGUAAAAGCUUUGCAGAUGUCUUUAUGCAAUAUUAUUUUGUGCAUGCUUUAAUUAGCAUAAACUUUGAAAGGAGUACACUAAAUGAUUUAAGUUGAACUGUGUUCACAUUCUGUUUCAUCAUAUGUUGAUCAUCUGAAUAUGACACCUAAAUUAUUAAUAAUAAACUGAAGCUUAUUUGACUUUGGA
This is a messenger RNA of Paramisgurnus dabryanus, 1379 nucleotides long. RefSeq names its product carbonyl reductase 1-like (gene cbr1l). The record is from RefSeq and is a predicted model, not a curated record. Gene Ontology annotation, molecular function: carbonyl reductase (NADPH) activity. Lineage: Eukaryota; Metazoa; Chordata; Actinopteri; Cypriniformes; Cobitidae.